UUAUUAUGUCUCUGCAGGGCAACGCAGGACGCGCACGGCCUCCGCCUGACGCAAUGGCCCAGCCCUACCCCUCCAGCAACGUACCCACCACCCCCGCAGAAUGGCAUCCCUGCAGAAUACGCUCCUCCACCACACCCACACCCAGCACAGGACUACUCGGGGCAGAGCACAGUACCUGAGCAUGCCUUGACUCUCUACACGCCAGCACAGAGCCACACCGAACAGCCGGGGACCGACGCCAGCACGCAAUCCAUAGCAGGCACACAAACAGUACCGCACACAGAUGAAGCGGCACAGACAGACAACCAGACGCUACACCCACCAGAGUGUGGUUCUGACAAGCAGCAGCCCAAACGGUUACACGUUUCCAACAUCCCUUUCCGCUUCCGGGACCCUGACCUGCGGCAAAUGUUUGGGCAAUUUGGAAAGAUCCUGGAUGUUGAGAUCAUUUUCAAUGAGCGCGGCUCCAAGGGUUUUGGGUUUGUAACUUUUGAAACUAGUGCAGAUGCCGAUCGGGCACGGGAGAAGCUGAAUGGCACCAUCGUAGAGGGACGCAAGAUCGAGGUCAACAACGCCACGGCCCGGGUAAUGACAAACAAGAAGGCAGCCAAUCCCUACACAAAUGGUUGGAAACUGAACCCUGUGGUGGGCACCGUCUAUGGCCCAGAGUUCUAUGCAGUGACAGGCUUUCCAUACCCAGCCACAGGAACAGCGGUAGCGUACCGGGGGGCGCACUUACGGGGGCGGGGGCGCACGGUCUACAACACGUUCCGGGCAGCUCCCCCACCUCCGCCCAUCCCCGCUUACGGAGCAGUGGUUUACCAGGACGGAUUCUACGGUGCUGAAAUUUAUGGGGGUUACGCAGCCUACAGAUAUGCCCAGCCGGCAGCGGCAGCAGCAGCUUACAGUGACAGUUAUGGCCGAGUUUAUGCAGCUGCAGAUCCUUACCACCACACCAUCGGCCCUGCUGCCACCUACAGCAUUGGCACUAUGGCUAGUCUAUACCGAGGAGGGUACAGCCGCUUCACUCCCUACUAGCAAGACAGACCCAGCCCCUCCUCACAAUAGUAACACUGACUGCUCCUUAGAAAUCAAACCAAAAUCAAAUGGACAUGGGCCCCCGCCCCACGCUGCUGGCCCUCGGCAGCCUAAACCACAUAUUUCUUUACCUCAAGCCGCCUCUCAUGCCUCACAUCCCACCUGUCUCUGAUGGUGUGCCGCCAAGUUUGUUUUCAUUUUGCAAAGCUACCAGCCGGGGGGGGAGGGUUGGGACAGGCGCCUGCUUCCGCCAGACCAAACAAAACCAAACAACACCAGCAAGCAGAACCUCACGGAGAGCCUCCCUAGAGCCCACCCUGCUCCCAAGCUUUCCUGCCACAAGCCCCGGGGCCAUGUGGCGCUCGAGAUAGGCCCCCAGUCAGGCCCCCUGCAUUGUGCCGGGUGUUCAGGUCCUUGCACAGGGGAGGGAGGGUGCAGUUAAAAGAACUCAGGAUGUUAUCCCUCUCGGAUGCAAACUGCCCACGCUCCUCACUCACACACACGCAAGGACCAGGUGGGCAGGGCCCCAGGCUGCUCCAGAAUCCCAGCAGGUGCAGGCUGCAGUCCCAACCCACCUUACGCUGCUUAGAUGCACUCAGCCUCCAAGCAACAGCAGGGAGAAUUUUGCUUCCUCUGCCUGCAGGAACUGGAAGCUGCCCCCUUGCAGAGGAAUGAUGCGAUGGGGGAGGUGGAGGAUAGCUUUCCAAGCACGCAGCAAGAGUGAGAGCGGGUGGGGGAAGAGGGAACCCUGCAAGGAGCCCCUGCUCUCUAGGCUUAUCAAACCACAUGCCUAGUGAAGGAGCUGGUUGGGACCAGCCUCCUGGUGGGCUGAAUGAUCCCAGCUCCUUUGUUCGUAUGGGGAGCAGCCGUUCCAUGUAGGAGGUGGGCAGCGCUCUGUGUGAGCAGGUCUGGCACAUACAUCUGUACAGAAAGGGGGCAGGGGAGGGGAGGGCACUUAUGCAGACAUAGGAGGCGGGGCGGGUGCUGGGUGCUGGGAACUGAGUCCCAGGGUCCCACUUCCCAGCUCUACCAUACCCAGACCAGCACACCCCCAGAGAGCAGAAAGCCCUUCCCCGACACCAAGUCUUCCCCGCCUGCCACCUGCAGGUUGCUCCAUGGAACGUUCUGCCUUUGUUUUCUGUUGUAGUGAAACCUUCAGCUGUUUCCUUCUGGGACCAGGAAGGGCACCAAAAAAAAAUUUUUUUUUUAAGCAAAGCAACAAAACAGUUACAAAACUUAACGAGCCAACAAAACAGUUACAAAACUAACAAGCCAAGCGACAGGCCAUCCGGACGGAGCUCAAGCACCGGCCGACCGACCAACCCACCGACCGGGACGGAUGGACGGCAGCCGCCACAGACUCUGCAAAGCCGUCUGCACACCGGGAGACCCGUGCCCUGCUCCCCCCACACCCCGCUGCAGACCCACGGGGCCAGGGACAGGCACUGACACAGACUGGAUUCCGCAGGCCCUCCCAGGCCACCACGUCUUCCUUCCAGCCCUCCUGAAGAA
This is a messenger RNA of Podarcis muralis (Common wall lizard), 2550 nucleotides long. RefSeq names its product RNA binding fox-1 homolog 3 (gene RBFOX3). Gene Ontology annotation, molecular function: mRNA binding. Gene Ontology annotation, cellular component: nucleus; cytoplasm. Lineage: Eukaryota; Metazoa; Chordata; Lepidosauria; Squamata; Lacertidae. The record is from RefSeq and is a predicted model, not a curated record. Gene Ontology annotation, biological process: regulation of alternative mRNA splicing, via spliceosome; nervous system development.